GGGUGGCAGACCUCCCCUGAGGGUGAAUCUGUCUACAUCCUACUUUUCUCUACAAAUUAUUAGCCCAGAGUUCAGAGGUGAAUGAACAUGACCGACCAGAGAGCUGUCAGCUCUGUGAGUCUGCACUUUAUGAUUAACAAAUAUCCAGGAGCCAGCUAAUGAAGUGCCAACUCAGGUCUGUUCCCCAGUUGUGAGGCAGUCCUAGACUAUCUCUACUGAAUGCCACUAGAAGCUGAUGCCAUUCCAGACACUCUUGGUUGUGUAGUAGCAGGACUCAGGGAAAGAGAGCGGGCAAGCGAAUGCCGAGAUUUGAGGCCCAGAAGUCUCCCAUGGCUCCUUAUCACAUCCGACACUACCAGGACAGCGACUAUGAAAGUGUCGUGGAUGUGUUCAUCAAGGGCGCAGAAGAGUACAUCCCUGUCACCUUUCGCCAUGUCCUGCUGCUGCCCCGAACCCUCCUUCUCUUAUUUGGGGUGCCCCUUACCCUGGUCCUGGUGUAUGGCUCCUGGCUGCUGGCUGUUGUGUGCUUCUUCUUUCUGCUCCUACUCCUGCGGCUCCUUGCUGGACAGCCCUGGAAGCAGUAUGUGGCCAAGUGUUUGCAGACAGACAUGGUUGACAUCACCAAGUCUUACCUGAAUGCUCAUGGCUCCUUCUGGGUAGCUGAGUCUGGGGGACAGGUGGUGGGUACAGUGGCUGCUCUGCCAGUCAAGGAUCCUCCAUUAGGGAGGAAGCAGCUGCAGCUCUUUCGCCUGUCUGUGUCCUCACAGCAUCGAGGACAGGGGAUAGCAAAGGCACUGGUCAGAACUGUCCUCCAGUUUGCACGGGACCAGGGCUACAGUGAUGUUGUCCUUGAGACUAGCAUCUUGCAGCAAGGUGCUAUGACUCUCUACCUGGGCAUGGGCUUCCAGAAGACAGGCCAAUACUUCAUUAGUAUGUUAUGGAGGUUAAUGGAUAUUUGCUUUAAUCAACUAAAUUACUCCUUCCCUUCUGCCUAGGAAGAGGUGGGGGUGUGUGGGGGGGAGGCUGUGACCUUAUGCUCCUGUGCAGCACACACACUCCUCUACAUUCUGCUGCAGGAAUCAGUAAAACCCCAUCCUGUCAGUGUGAUUAACAAUAAAAGCUUCUUGCUGGAGCUCACCAGAUUCUAA
Messenger RNA from Grammomys surdaster, 1148 nucleotides. RefSeq names its product putative N-acetyltransferase 8B. NCBI's taxonomy places the organism in Eukaryota, Metazoa, Chordata, Mammalia, Rodentia, Muridae. The transcript has 2 exons. Gene Ontology annotation, molecular function: N-acetyltransferase activity. Bases 300 to 995 code for a protein of 231 amino acids. The record is from RefSeq and is a predicted model, not a curated record.